Cheilinus undulatus (humphead wrasse) is the source of this 5332-nucleotide messenger RNA. It is a transcript of the gene ppp1r14aa, whose product is annotated as protein phosphatase 1, regulatory (inhibitor) subunit 14Aa. Gene Ontology annotation, molecular function: protein serine/threonine phosphatase inhibitor activity. Gene Ontology annotation, biological process: regulation of phosphorylation. Lineage: Eukaryota; Metazoa; Chordata; Actinopteri; Labriformes; Labridae. The coding region runs from base 42 to 515 and encodes 157 amino acids. The record is from RefSeq and is a predicted model, not a curated record. The transcript is spliced from 4 exons. Gene Ontology annotation, cellular component: cytoplasm.
UAAAGACGCAGGGGAACCAGUCAGACCAGCACAGACUGAACAUGGCUGCACAGCGGACCUGGACGACGCUCGGUGGAAAAGACGAGCAGGAGCCUCAGUCACCAGACUCGGACCUCUCUCUGUGUAACGUCCCCAGGAGGCACACGCGAGUCACCGUCAAAUAUAACCGGAAGGAGCUGCAGAAACGGCUGGACGUGGAGAAGUGGAUCGAAGACUGUCUGGACCAGCUGUAUGAGGGUCAGGAAGCUGACAUGCCUGAGGAGCUGAACAUCGACGGUUUGAUCGAUCUGCCAAAUGAUGAGGAACGAAUCAAAGAGUUAAAGGAGCUUUUUCAGAAUUGCAGAAGAAACACAGAGCCGUUCAUCCGGGAGCUGGUGGGGCGGCUGGAGGGAGUUCACAAAGAGGAGGAGCUGCAGAGCGAAGGCAUCGAGCACCCGGUCAUCUGCCAAAGCCACCACCGCCACGAGCCGUACCACUUCAACAACCCGACACACCACCAAAUGCACCACAGCUGAGGACAGACCCUCUGACUGCCCCCCUACACCACACAUCACUACACUCAGCCUUCACUCCUACACUGACCAUGGAAGGAAAAACAGAAUAGUUCAAGAUGAUAACGUCUCUAUUACCAUGUCUGUACAUAAAUUUUAAUCUACUAGUAGACGGUGAGUUUGAUAUCUCAGCAUGAAGGUUAGAAAAACACUUUAAUCAGCUAGCAGGGCUGAGUUACAGGAAGAGAACACAUCCACCAACACUUCUAGAUCUCUGCUCAGACGACACAAAUCAACCUUUAUCUCGUCUUCCUUGCAGAAUUGCGACGACGUCAGGAUGACUGGAAUGUGUUUGUGUUGGUUAAACACAAACACAUGAUUUGUACCUCUAGAUAAAGCAGUCAUCAAAUAUCACCCGAGGUUCCUCAGAUCCUACAUAGUUUUCUCUCCUUUUCCUGGAUCAGCCAGGUCAGGACGGAUAGGCUCAUAUUUAUUCAUUAAAGAAAAAAUAGAUGUAUAAUUGUCCAAAAGAUCUGAAUUAUUCAGCAUCAAAGCAUGUCUCUCUGUUUGCUAGAGUGGAAAAAUGCAUCACAGCCCUGCUAGAACUAGAAAGCUCAAUAUAUGCUUCUGUGUCGGGUCCAUGUAACCACGACACCCAUGCAGAGGCCUAAACAUGUACUGUAGCUUACGUGUACCUUCUCAAACGCCAUCAGAAUGGUGCAGAUGUGAGCCCUGUGAUUGAUCCUCUAGAUAGCAUAUAUCACUCCAAGUCUUCAGGCAUGCUAUAUGUGCUCCAGACAGCGAUAAAUCUAUUCAAAUCGACCUGCUGACAUCCACAAAUAUUACACAUGCAUUUCUUCAUCCGAGUCCUCUGCCUCAGCUGAUCCAGGAUCCGUACUUUCCUCCUAGGUCUCCUCUCUUUUCUUCUUUGCUAUAAUUGCAGUAUAAUCAACUGCUCUUCAGUAUUUCUCAGCUUUAUUUUCACUUUCACUUGCCUUUAUUUUCUGUACACAAGCAAGAAAGAAAUGUGGUGGCGGGGCGGGGAUCUGGCAUAGAAAUUGUAGUGCUUCGUUGCAUUUGGGCAGAGUAUUGCAGAGCAGUGAAGCCACACCAGUACUGCUCAGGAUGGUUUAGGUCAGUGGUUCCCAACUAGAGGGGCGCCAAAGAUCUCAGGGGUAGUGCGGCACCCUGUCUGCGCUGAUGUUUUCAAAAUUAGAUAUGCAUAUAUUUACUAUAUCCUGAUAAACAAAAUGUACAACUGUGUAUUGAAGCCACGCUGAAAAAUAAAAAACUAAGAGGAUCUGUUAAAUUUUGAGAAAAAAGGUCAACAUUUUUGAAAUGAUAAAGUCUUGCAUUUACUAGAAACCAAUCUCACAAUUUUGAAGUUAAAAAGUUGAAAAUUUGUGAGAAAAAAACUUGAAAUUCCCUUGCUGAAAAAGUUGUAAUUCAACAACAAAAAAAUUUAAAAAUCAAGUUUUUAUUUGCAAAAAGUUACAACCAUUUAAAAUCAAAUUUACAAGAAACUGAACUGAAAACAGUGGUUCAAUCUUUGGCUUUAUAAUCUCAAAAACUCUAAGUUUUCGUUUAUUUUUUACUUUCAAAAUAGAUCUUAUAUGAAGGCCUAUUAUGUUGGGAUUUCUCCAAUAAAAACUAUAAAACUGAUGUUUUAUUUAUUCAGGUGGGUCGUGGGAAGCCUUGGCUUUUUUUAAUAUAUCAGUGAGGACCCUAGGAAAAAAGGUUGGGAACCACUGGUGUACGCCACAGUGGCAUAGAUUAGACACAAAGUUGUAGAGCUCAACAGUAUGUGCCAACUUUUUUGAUAGCUCUGACUCCAGAAGUUAAUUCCCCAUUCAGUCCCUUCAUUAAUAUUUCUGUAAAUCAAUGUUUUAAUCCCAGAACCAAGACAACCAGCUACCUUUCUUCUUGUGACUUUAAAAUGUUUGAUUUGGUGCAAAACCAGCAUUUAAGAAAGGCAAAGGUUUAAGGUUAUGUGAUUUUUUCCAUGGAUGGAUGAACUAACAAUCCACUCAUAGCUUUCAUGUGACGACUCACAACCAUGGAAGCACCCACUGGUGGGCAAGACAGCUGGGAUGAGGAUCUUUGAUGAUUAUGGUCUUGGCUGCCACCAGUUUAACCAGUUUUAUUUUUUUAUUACGUUUGAAUGAGAGAAAUUUGUUGUUUAACUAGAUACACUGACCAAAUAGGAGAAAAGCCGUGGUUUUACUUCUACAGAACUCACAGCACAGUAGCACCAACCAGAAACUUCUAAUCCUGACAACAAAUAUUGUGUUAACUUGAUCAAAAUAUGACUUUUAACUUUAAACUACCAGAACACUGACUGACAGCUGACAGUGAUCGUGAUACGAUCAUUAAAUAAAUUAUGUAAGCUAGCAAGUGUUAGCCAAAGGUGAAAAAAGUACACGACUGUUGUGCUGUAGUAAAAGUACUGGUCUAUGAAUCUACUCAAGUAAAAAGUACUUAAUUUGCACUCAGUACUUUGAGUACUGAGUUCUGAGUAGUACUGAGAAGUUGUACAAUAAAUUGUAAUCUUUCCUCAAUGGCAAGAACAACAUGAGAAUAGAUCCCCACCCAGGCUGAGCUCUAACUCAGUGGAUAACUUCAUGCAUUUGGCAGCUGCAGGUGUUGCUGUGACUCUCUAGGUUUGUGGUGCCUGUAGUGUUUUUUUACUUUUUUUUUAAUAAAAAGGUUGAUGUAUUACAAACUUGUGUCUUCUACAGGAGCAUAUACUUCUUUUCACACUCAGGUCGCUAGCUAAUAGUGGUGGGUAGUUAACUGGUACAGAUUUUUGCGACACUAUCGUCACUCGUGUUGUGUUGUUGUGCACGCAGGACUUCAAUGUAAACGUAAAGCGACAGACAACAGCUCAGUCUGAGUUCUGUCAUAAUAAGCAGUCGCUCCAACACUAAAGAGCCAAACAUCACCUGCUUGUAUCCGUGUGAUUAAUGUGAAGCACAGUGAUAAGGUGAGGUGUGUUCUCACCUCCCGAAGUCUGCUGUUUGUAAUGACAGUAACAUGAAAUGAGUGUUUGCUUUGCACAGUGUCUCCGUCAGCCUGUCUGGGACCUGUCUGUCUGUACAAUAUGAGCUGGGCUCAUGUCAGUUUGCCUUUAGCACAGCACUGCAGCUAUUCAUAUUACAACAUUUUAAACAACUAUUAAAGGUGUGUUUAAAGUGAUGAUUUGUUGUUAAAAGUCCAUUAUGAUUCAAAGAGGCAGGCUGUGGCAAUAUUAAAGGUCAGUGAAGCAACUCUAGACUUGAGUAGUGUAAACCUGUUGGCAUCACUGCUAAAGCUAAGCUAAAUCAAUGAUAAAUAUUGACAAAUCCUUCACAAUAAAAGUCUGUUUUUAUUGUUUUCCCUGAGUGCUUUCAUUGGGAAUGCCCACAUCAGGAAAUGUGGGGAUUUCAGUAGCAGCACUUCAGCAAAGAGGAAUGAUCUUAAAACUACAGGUCCAGUUAUAAAGGAACAAGCCCCAUUUAUAUGACAACGUUUUGCUUUGUUUUCCGUUUUCGUUUCCAAAGAGUUCAGACAAGACUGCGGGAAACACCAAAAACAAUGUAGUAUACAUGCCAGGCCAGUAGAUGGCGGUGUGAUUUUUGUGCCUGCACCAGAUUCGACGGCGUAUGGGUCGAGUCAGAAUCUGGUACAGGCACGAAAUACGUCUUCGCUGAUCCAAGUGAUGGUGAUCAACACUUUGUUGAAGUACAGUUAAAUUCAGAAGAGUGAGGAGCACGAACAGUAAACUGGUGUCUGCCAUCUUAGUUUUGGGCUUCCCAUCCGCGCAUGUGUUAUAAGCCUACUCACACAUGGAUAUUUACUGCGGCCGCAGUGCGCAUGUUCGCUUUCAGAAAGUGUCGUUUUUCCUGUUUACACGGAGAUGGAAAUGGGGCGUGUUUUGAAAAACUUCUGCUCUGGAGCCCAUUUCCAAAAAGUUCAGUUUUCAGGCACCAAAACGCCGUUGUCGUGUAAACGGACAGCCAAAACGCUACAAAACUUUUGCGUUUUCACUCAAAACGUUGUCGUGUAAAUGGGGCAAAAGACUAUUUUUUUCUUGACUUUAGUAUGUGAAUACUCAUUUGUUUUUGGAGAAGAAUGUGGGUUGGAACACCUGAAUUAUCACUUUUAUUUUUUUUAUACCAUGACUUAAUACCGGUUUCACAAAUGGAAAAAAAAUUCCUGCUGUAAUAUUUCCGUCAUAUCGCCCAGGACUUCUUGCUACCGUUAUGGCUAAUAGUCAAAUCUGCUAUGGAGAAAAUGAAUGGGGAUUUUAUUACCAGAAGCACACUGUUGAGCUCUUUCAACUAGAAUAAUCCAACCGUUCAUGUGGACAACAGCUCUGAAACAUUUUAAGGCACUAGCUGAAGUGUCUGCUGAAAGCAGAUGAGGACCGGAUCAACAGAACAAUGAAUCUACAGCUCUUUGCUGUAAAUAAAGUCUUGGUUUUAAUUCAAUACCAUGAGUUCAACACUGAGCUGUAGUGAGACAGAGAUACAGAAGAGUUCACCUUCCACUGAUCACAUUUAGCUACACCACUUUUAUAACACGGCUAGAAUGAAGGCACAUUUAUUAAACAUGUUUAACUGCUGUGGUCUUAUAUAUUAUUUAUUGUCAUGGUUGAUGGGAUUAAUCCAGUUUAGCAGAAUCAUUACACUGAAGCUGUUGCAUUUAAACACCGUAGGGCUUUAAAACAUUUCACUGUCAUUAUGAUUUGUGAUGUGUUGUUACGACAGCUAUUGUUUUUUUUCAGUAGGUUCACUUACUGCAAAGAGAUGAAAGUCCUUUUUUUUUGCAUAAAUUGCUAAUAAAGCAUUUAUUUCACUCUA